Molecule: messenger RNA, 1265 nt
Organism: Cucurbitaria berberidis CBS 394.84
Lineage: Eukaryota; Fungi; Ascomycota; Dothideomycetes; Pleosporales; Cucurbitariaceae
Product: NAD(P)-binding protein
Exons: 3
Coding region: 124-1050 (308 amino acids)
Biological process (GO): phytol metabolic process
Cellular component (GO): peroxisome
Molecular function (GO): trans-2-enoyl-CoA reductase (NADPH) activity
Source: RefSeq, a predicted model, not a curated record
GUACACUGACAUAAUGUUUCUCUUGUCAAAAAAAAAGAUGCUUCACUACUAUUCAUCGCGUUGACUGCCCUGACUCGAUCUGAAGAUUGACUCACCAAAAUUCAACCUUCAACACCAGGCACAAUGACUGCAGCGAACGGACACGCAAACACUGUAAACUCGGAGCACUUCUCCCCAUAUAGAGCCGAUGGCAAACUAUAUGGAUUUGUCUGUGUGGUGACAGGCGCGACCCAACCUGUUGGAAGAGCAAUUGUUGCUGAGCUUGCUGCCCACGGCGCGGCAUGCAUAUACGCAUGCUCCUCGAACCCGAAUGACCCAUACGCCGAACUUGCUGAAACUAUCAACGCACAAUACCCUAACACCAAAGUCAUCGGGUACCCCUACAAGAUCAACUCAGAAGAAGACACUCUAGGUCUAAUCGACGAUGUACUGAACUCCUGGGGCCGCCUCGACGUAUGGACUUCCAGCACUGGGCUCCUCGGUCCACCAUCAAUCACCACGACAGGCACGAAAGACCUGUACGCAGCCUUUGAGACAAACGCCAUGCCUGCUUUCUUUGCCCUGAAGUACGCGCCUGCAGCAAUGCAGAAAACCGCGCCUAAAGGCAGCUAUCCCAACGCUGCACCUAAAGACGCACCCUACGGUAGCAUCAUAGUCAUCACGUCUGUUGCAGGGACGUAUGGUGGUUGCUGGGCCCCUGCCUUUACCAUGGCUUCUCACGCGGCUCUGGGCGUCGUGCGCUCUGGUGUGCUAGUUCUCAAGGGCACUGGUGUUCGCAUCAACGCCAUCACUGCCGGCCAGAUUGACGUUGGAGUCGAUUUGAGGGAUAGCGGUGUGAAGGAGAUGGCGCAGGGACAGUUUCCGCCCGCCUCGUUGCAGGGUGGGGAGACUCAGAAGAGGACGAUUGGGCUGGAGAGGGCUGGUAGGCCAGAAGAAGUAGGGAGGGUUGCUGGGUUUUUGGCGAGCGGCUUCAGUAGUUAUAUCACGGGGGCAGAGCUGAGGGUUGAUGGUGGGGCGGGGGUCAUGAAUCCUUUGACUGUGCCCGUGUAGAAUGUGAUAUUUGUGUAGUGGGAAGUACUCUGAUAAUCUGUUAACAAAAAACAGAGGUUGAGCCUCGUACGGCUUUGAGAUAUUCUACCCCUCUUCUCUCUGAUCACGCAUUGACAAGGCUCCUAUCACCGUCUCACAAUUUUGCUGUCACUUCCUUUUAUUCUAGAAGUUUGGCUGAGUAUGCGUAGCACCUCAAUUGUCAUCAUCAUCCUCGC